ACGUUAGCCGGGCCAGGGCUGGUGGGGCGAGCCCCUCAUCCUACGCUUUUUAAGUUCUCGGGAGGAAUGAGUGACGGCAGGCAGGGGGCUUUGGCGGCGCCGUCUGUGGGCUGGCUGGCUGGGCGGAGCUGGACGCGGGGGCCAUGGCGGCGGUCACACAGCCCUGCCUCCGGUCGGGGGCAAAAAGCUGAGGCGCGUCUCCUUUAAUUGCGGUGGGCGGGACGCGGCGACGGGGUCCGCGUUGCUAUUGGCGGCCGUUGGGGGCGCGGAAACUGAACGGGCCGCAACGGCCGUCGCAGCUGCCUCGGGCUCUUCAGGCGCCUGUGGCGCCGCCAGCCCUGCUAUGGCUGCGCCCUGCCUGGAAGAAUCUUGGUCCCAGGGAAGCCCCUUCCUCAUCCAGGCUUCACACAUUUGACCAUGGCUCUCCCCCAGGAGGACCCCUCGCUGGAGAGGCAUUUUAAGGGCCAUCGAGAUGCGGUUACCUGUGUGGACUUCAGUCUCAACAUGAAGCAGCUGGCCAGUGGCUCCAUGGACUCGUGCCUCAUGGUCUGGCACAUGAAGCCCCAGUCACGUGCCUACCGCUUCAUGGGCCACAAGGACGCCGUCACCUGUGUGAACUUCUCCCCUUCGGGACACCUUCUUGCCUCAGGCUCCCGAGACAAGACCGUCCGCAUCUGGGUGCCCAAUGUCAAAGGUGAGUCAACUGUGUUUCGUGCACAUACAGCCACAGUGAGGAGUGUUCACUUCUGCAGUGACGGCCAGUCCCUUGUGACAGCCUCUGAUGACAAGACAGUCAAGGUGUGGUCAACUCAUCGCCAGAAAUUCUUGUUCUCCCUGAGCCAGCAUAUCAACUGGGUCCGCUGUGCCAAGUUCUCCCCUGAUGGGCGGCUCAUCGUGUCUGCAAGUGAUGACAAGACUGUCAAGCUGUGGGACAAGAACAGCCGGGAGUGUGUCCACUCAUAUUGUGAGCAUGGCGGCUUUGUCACCUAUGUGGACUUCCACCCCAGUGGUACGUGCAUUGCUGCUGCAGGCAUGGACAACACAGUGAAGGUGUGGGAUGUGCGAACUCACCGGCUGUUGCAGCAUUAUCAGCUGCACAGUGCAGCAGUGAAUGCCCUCUCCUUCCACCCGUCGGGAAACUACCUGAUCACAGCCUCCAGCGACUCGACCCUGAAGAUCUUGGACCUGAUGGAGGGCCGGCUGCUCUACACACUCCAUGGGCAUCAGGGACCAGCCACCACUGUUGCCUUUUCAAGAACAGGCGAGUAUUUUGCUUCUGGAGGCUCUGAUGAACAGGUGAUGGUUUGGAAGAGUAACUUUGAUGUUGAUUAUGGAGAAGUCCUAAAAGUGCAGAGGCCCCCAGCCACACUGGCCGGCACCGCUGGGAAUCUGCCAGCAGUGGAUUUCCCCAUCCCACCAGGCAGAGGCAAGAGUCUGGAGUCUGUGCAAAGCCAGCCCCCGGAGCCCACCAGCAUGCCCCAGACGCUGACCAGCACCCUGGAGCACAUUGUGGGCCAGCUGGACGUCCUCACCCAGAGGCCUUCCUCAGAGUUAGAGCUCUCCUUCCCAGGUCUUGUGGCCCCGCAUCAGACCCAGAGCAGAGCCCAUAGGGGUGUCACGCUGCCCAUGCUCCUCACCAGUGGCGGACUCACUGCAGAGGCCCUGCAAACCCCCUUUGGCCUCUCCCCGGUGCCUGAGUCGCACACCGCAGGGGAGCUGAGGCUCUCCCCUCGGCCAUGUCGGAAGCUGAAUGGAGAAACAUAAUCCCGAGCUUUGUCGCAUGCAGGACACCCGAACUGGCCACUUUCAGCAUGGAGGACAAUGUGGGAGCUGCCUCAACUGUUUGGCUCCCGGAGCCCCAUGGGGCCCAUGGCAGGCCUUCAGCAGACACCUAAUAGCUUGAUGCUGGUAGAGAAAGAGGCAUUUGAGGUGGUGAGGUACAGAGUAGAGCUGGCUGUCAGAAUGUCCCCAGUGUUGUGUUCCUUUUCCACUUGGAAUUGGGGACCCAGGUGCCAGACAUGUCUCUGAGGAUUGGCAUUUUGGUGCAACUUCUUUGGGCAUCACUACAAUCUUUAGGGGACUAAAAAUAAAAGCCUGUCACUUUAAAAUCAGUUCUUUUUAUACUAUGCUCGGAAGGCUCUUUAGGGUGUUGCAUAAAACGUCUUACACGUCUUGAACUGUGAGUGAGAGAAGAGGCACUCACCCUGUUAAUGUUGCCCCAAUAGGAGAUGGAUCACAAUGUCUUCUCUCCCCUGAGCAGGAAAAUUAGGAUUCAGAUAGAAUGUCAUUAUUUGGCCUCUCCUGGGAGGAUUUUCCUUGGAGAGCACAGGCGGGUGAGUAAUGCUAGAAACCCCGCCUCUUGGCCUGAACUCCUAGACCCGCUGUCCAGCUACGGAGAGCCAGCCCAAGCUGGCCUCCACCAUGCUCUUGCUUUUGGUCCCCAGCACCGUGUCAUGGCCCAACCCAGUUUGGGUCACCCGGGUUGGGGCAUCCCUCCCUCGCCAUUGAGGAGCCAGGCUGCUUUCCAGGGGUUGUUAGUGGCAUCGCUGACAUCAUCCUGAGCCCACAGGCCCUGUGCUCGCCAGCACCGGAUGCUUAUCCCGGGCAUCCAGGGG
This is a messenger RNA of Microcebus murinus (gray mouse lemur), 2615 nucleotides long. The record is from RefSeq and is a predicted model, not a curated record. Lineage: Eukaryota; Metazoa; Chordata; Mammalia; Primates; Cheirogaleidae.